AUGGCUACCCGAGAUACCAAUGGUCCUUCGACUUAUACUAUUCCUCUACAAGCUUCCGAAGGACUUCCAUCUUUACGUCCAGGGACCAAUGCUGCUCCGGGUGCUCACGUCCUUCCAUAUGGAGUUACACACGCACAGGAAGAAUACCCAGCUCUGCGCCAAGACUUCGACUUUGUUGACCCCCCGCACGCUCCUCUUGCAUCCGCAUUUGAUGUUGAUGCGUUCAUAGCAACAUUUGAUUUCACUGACGCCGGCAAUUUAGUCGAUUCAAACUCACCUCCACAAAAAGCAACUGCGCAGUCUUGGGCCGACAAUCUUGAGGCUGAUCCUGGUCCAGUACGACAGUCUGUCACGCAGCUCACAGGAAAAAAGAGGACAAUUUCUUUGUCUUUGCCUUUGGACAUUGUAAAUAAGCGGCGAAAAAGCACCCGCAAGUCAUUCACAUCUCAAAUCGAACAGCCGACAUCAUCGUUCUAUGGCCUUCCAGCGGACCAACUUGUGACAUCACAACAGUCCCCACAUGUCUUGCAUACCAAUGUUCAUUUGUCAAGGUCACAAUCAACGCCCUCAACCAUGACAGAAGAGGUUCAGAAAUCCAAGCGCAGCUUACAAUGUGCAUUCCGGAAAGCUCAGGCAAAACUAGGUUUGCCUUAUACAUGUACAGCAGCCCCAGUUACUACGGUAUCUGCAGUCCGAACGCAUUUAACCCGUAGGUUACCCAAAGGAAGGCCUCCGCACUUACCCUUCCUCAAGCUUUGCACAACCUGUAACGAAGACUUACUGGACGAGCACGAAUUCGAGGCUUACCAUGCCAAAGACGGUCUCAAAUGCGAGACCCCACGGCAACAGCGCAAGGGCGAUGCGGGGCAACAGGAGCAGUAUGAUAUCUUGUGCUCCAAAGUGGAGACCUACAUCAUCACUCAAGGAAACCAAAGAAGUGCAACAAACUCCACCACAGCCGAAAUCGACGAUAGGUUGUUGAGCUCAAUGCCAAUUUUACAUGAUCCAGACCUUACUCCAGAGCUCCCUGUGUCGACUCAGGCUUCAGAUACAGUAGCUGAGCCUCCUAGCUCACCGCUUCAAUGCAAAACGUCUUCAUACUCACGCAAGGCAAAAGACAACCCUCUAGAGGAAGGCCAAAAGCCACCGCUGUUCAUGGAGCCUGACUUAUGCAUGGCCGAUAGUCAUAGUGGCACCGAUGGCAGCGUGAUAAUAGCAGCGUAUCAACACAUAUCCAACAACGUGGAUGGGUCCAUGGAUGAACCUACGCUGCCCGAACGUCCUGGCGUAGGUUUCGCAACAUGUGGAUGUACCUCAUCCCACGGCAUAGAUUCGGACGUAGGACGCACCGUCAGCAUGGAAUCAACCAUGGACAUUGAAUCUAUGUCGUGGAAUGAGAUACAUUCACAUGUUGCGACGCUGCAUGAACCGAGCUGGAAUCCGUUGUCCCUAUCUCAUAGAUCUCCACAUCCCGCCCAAUUCUUCGAUCACCCAACGUUCGAGAUACGGCUGGCAACGCCACCAGCACGGCUCGUUCCUUCAGUGUCUUUCAGCGAAGACUCGUGGGAUUCAUCUAUACAAUCCACAACAGCAUUGCAGUCAGAACACAGUACGACGUCCUCUUCGACUGACCCGCCUGAGUCUCAUUGCGACAUAGAAGGCUGCUCUACCGUAUUCAGUGGUGUUCACCCACUAUAG
This is a messenger RNA of Alternaria burnsii, 1698 nucleotides long. RefSeq lists its product as uncharacterized. The record is from RefSeq and is a predicted model, not a curated record. Lineage: Eukaryota; Fungi; Ascomycota; Dothideomycetes; Pleosporales; Pleosporaceae. Bases 1 to 1698 code for a protein of 565 amino acids. The transcript has 4 exons.